This is a messenger RNA of Opisthorchis viverrini, 363 nucleotides long. RefSeq lists its product as hypothetical. The transcript is spliced from 3 exons. Lineage: Eukaryota; Metazoa; Platyhelminthes; Trematoda; Opisthorchiida; Opisthorchiidae. Bases 1 to 363 code for a protein of 120 amino acids. The record is from RefSeq and is a predicted model, not a curated record.
AUGACAUCAGUGUUCAACACCGAUGCUUCACUGCCGUACAACCAUGACUUAUUUGAAAGCCUUAUUGUAAAAAGAAUAAAGGAUACAAAGCGACCAUUGUCAGUCAUGAUGAUCCCCGAAAUCCUGUUGCACUGCGAAGAGACAACCGAUGCACACUCGGUCUUGGCUGAAGGCAACUUCAUUCCUCACACGAUGAUCGGCCAACUCGUCCGAGCGCAAUGGGUCACUGUGGUGCGCAAACCGUUACACCACGGUAAGGUCCAAUCUGUUCGUGACAAGAAUGGACAUUUACAUCAGGCAAUCUAUUCUUGGUUAGUCAAGCAUAUUGAAGGACACCCCAAUCGGAUACAUCCACGCCGGUAA